AUGGGAUGGAUAAAACAGUACAAACCCAAUUCAAAGGGAAAUGGUGAAUCAACAGCCCAUUCCAACAAUUCAAGAUACGCCUCUCCUAAAGCAGCUUCUGUUAGCUUUUUGACCCCAUCAGGAGAACUGUCCUCCACUUCAGUGGAAGUAAGUAGGUUUGCAUUGGCUGUUGAAUGGGCAAGACUUACUUCUCCGAAAGUGUGCGGGUAUCGUGGAAAAGCAGAUAGCGGCGGUAAUCGCGCGGCGCUCGCGCCAUCCCGGUGCGGACCGGCGCGGGGCGGCGCGGCACGUGGCCAGGUGCAAAGGCGCGCCCGUGGGCAGAAAGGGCUCAUCACGAAAAAGAAACAGCGAACCGACCACCUCCGCGGCGCCUCCGCCUCCGCCGCCGCCUCCGCCGCCGCCUCCGCCGGCGCUGCCAUCGCCGCUGCCUCCGCCGCUGCCUCCGCCGCUGCCGAUCCGCCGCCUCCGCCGCCUCCGCCGCCGCCGCCGCGGCGUGGAAAUGAUCAAUCACGGGAGCGGCCUGCAGGGUGCGCGCGGUCGGGACCGAACAGGAGGCCUUUUCUGGGAGAAGGGCCAGAUAACUCAUUUGAAGAAGAAGAAGAAGAAAAAGAAGAAGAAGAAGAAAAAGAAGAAGAAGAAGAAGAAGAAGAAGAAGAAGAAGAAGAAGAAGGGAUUUUCCAGCGAGUCCUGAUCCCAACAAAGAAAAUUCCACAGAAGUCAGUAACAGAUGGGGCAAUUAUGAUCAACUGGGACUGCCGUGUUCGGAACCCUGACGCAAUGCGGGCGGCGGUUGCGUGCUCGAGACCUGCGCACGCCGCAGAGCGCCUGGGCGCGGAAGAGCAUCUCCCGGAGAUCGCGCCGUAUUUUGAAUCAACGUUACCAACUGUGGCGAAAGUACAACCUAAUGAAUGUGAAGUUCAAUUUUAUAAAUCUAAUUGA
This is a messenger RNA of Gryllus bimaculatus (two-spotted cricket), 939 nucleotides long. NCBI's taxonomy places the organism in Eukaryota, Metazoa, Arthropoda, Insecta, Orthoptera, Gryllidae. The record is from the annotation of a GenBank genome assembly.